Molecule: messenger RNA, 1059 nt
Organism: Amphimedon queenslandica
Lineage: Eukaryota; Metazoa; Porifera; Demospongiae; Haplosclerida; Niphatidae
Product: glutathione S-transferase A4-like
Exons: 2
Coding region: 307-954 (215 amino acids)
Biological process (GO): glutathione metabolic process
Molecular function (GO): glutathione transferase activity
Source: RefSeq, a predicted model, not a curated record
CAGCUAUGAUACAAGACACUGCCCAAAAUCAAUGAAUCAAGCCUGAUUACAGUAUUGAUACAGUCUGACAGGUAUCAUUGCUGAAUCAUACAUGUUGCUCUGGCUGCACCAGUAUCAAUUCCAGCAUGAAUUCCAGCAUGAUUGUAUCAAGGCUGAUAGAUUCAGCUAUGCUCAUUGCCAUAUUAGCUGCCCAACAUCCAUGAUUCAGGAUGCAUUAGGCCGGAUCAGGACUGACAUCAUUCAUGAAUCAAUCACAAACUCUUGGCUGUGUAGAUUAAUUGCAGAUUGGCCUUUAGCAUAAUCAAAAUGGCAGCAACUUUUACUUAUUUUGCAGGCAGGGGACUGGGUGAAAGGAUAAGAUACAUGCUCUGGGAGUGUGAAAUUGACUACAAAGAGAGGAUACUGACCAAAGAGCUCCUAGCAGAGCUGAGAGCCAAAGGUGACCUGUUAUUUCAGCAAGUCCCUCUUCUCGAAAUUGAUGGAUUGAAACUAGUACAGUCAAGCUCAAUACUCCGCUAUCUUGCUCGUAAGCACAACAUGUAUGGGAAGAACGAUACAGAGGCUGUAGAAUGUGACAUGAUAGCCGAUGGAUUGAUCGAUGCUAUCAUGUAUUUCGGAAGAUAUGUAUUUGCAAAGGAUAAAGAAUCUCACAUCACAAAUGAGAUUAUCCCUAAGCUACCACGUUACCUCAAACCAAUGCAAGACAGGAUAGAGAAAGGAGAGUUUCUUCUUGGAGGCCAUAUUUCUUAUCCUGACCUUUUACUCUUUGAGCUACUUGAGUCCAUCUCUGACAUCAUUCCAAAUACGUUGGACGAAUAUCCUUCGUUGAAAUUGUGGUAUGGGAAAAUGUGUAAGAGGCCGUCAAUCAAAAGGUUUCAUGAGUCGGGAUCUCAUUAUCCUUUUCCUGGAGACGACUAUGUUGCUCAUGUUAUUCAAGUAUUGGAUCGUAAGUGACACUGGCUUUUAACUAUUAGUACUAAUAAUGUAGUCUGCAUUAUUUUUUGUAGUAAAUAACAAUGUCAUAAAUGAUAAAGUUAAUGUACUUUGUUCACAUCAUGU